UGUUUCACUUGAACAGCACAACUCUGCUCCCGGCACAUUUUAAAAUACUACUCAUCAGGAUGAAGAGGAUGAUUAUUCUCUGCAUGCUUUUCUUCUGCUCCACCAUGGUGCUGACGGCAACUUCACCCAGAACAGUAAAAUAUAGACAGAUUCACCAGAAAAUUAAACAGUUAGAAACUAUGGUGAAAGAUAAGGAUGCUGAAUUGCUGCAUACACCAGAAAACCCUAUGGAGGGAUGUCUGUACACAGCUGUGACCUGCUUCAAGAAAGGCAUCAAGAAAUUACAACCAGCAAACAGCCAAGAAAAUGCUCAGUUUAACAAAACCAUCAGAAUCGUGAGCAAAUUGACCUACAGAGACCCUGGAGAGCAGUGUGAGUCUACAUGUGAAUCUUAUGAGAAGAAAACCCCCAAAGAAUUUUUGAAGAGCUUUGCAAAUCUAAUGCAAAUGCUAUUCAAGAACUAA
This is a messenger RNA of Prinia subflava (tawny-flanked prinia), 464 nucleotides long. RefSeq names its product interleukin 21 (gene IL21). The transcript is spliced from 5 exons. The record is from RefSeq and is a predicted model, not a curated record. Gene Ontology annotation, molecular function: cytokine receptor binding. Lineage: Eukaryota; Metazoa; Chordata; Aves; Passeriformes; Cisticolidae. Gene Ontology annotation, cellular component: extracellular region. The coding region runs from base 60 to 464 and encodes 134 amino acids. Gene Ontology annotation, biological process: immune response; positive regulation of natural killer cell mediated cytotoxicity.